Messenger RNA from Cavia porcellus (domestic guinea pig), 1696 nucleotides. It is a transcript of the gene Rnf229, whose product is annotated as RING finger protein 208. NCBI's taxonomy places the organism in Eukaryota, Metazoa, Chordata, Mammalia, Rodentia, Caviidae. Gene Ontology annotation, molecular function: ubiquitin protein ligase activity. Gene Ontology annotation, biological process: protein localization to mitochondrion; proteasome-mediated ubiquitin-dependent protein catabolic process; intrinsic apoptotic signaling pathway in response to endoplasmic reticulum stress. The record is from RefSeq and is a predicted model, not a curated record. Gene Ontology annotation, cellular component: endoplasmic reticulum membrane. The transcript has 2 exons. The coding region runs from base 257 to 1135 and encodes 292 amino acids.
GAAGGUGGAGUGCCAGCUCUCUGCUGGCCCAGAGCUGUGGGAAAUGAUGGUGCCGCCCAGGCUUCCCUUUCCACCCAGGAAGGGGCGGGCAAGGGGUGUGGCUUUUGGUUCCCACCCCUCCAAGGCUUCAGCUCUGGGUAGGGCAACUCUGGCAGAGUGGCUGGGCCUGUGAGCCUGUCCAGGCCAGAGGCAGAAGAGCGUUUCUUUGAUCAAUUGAUCAGUCACUGACUUGGCGAUUGGACUGGGCUGGGGCUGAAUGCCGGCAGGAUCUCACCAGGAAGGGCUCCGUGUGAGCACACCACAAGACUCAAGGGGAGUUCCCGUGGGGCCAGAGAGUCCAGAGGUGCGGCAAGAGGACCCUACUCCAGGCCCCACGGACCCUAGCCCUGGGCCUUCCAGACCUCUGUGGGCCUCUCUGGGUCCUGAGCAUCUGGACUCACAGUGCCAGCCUCCAGUGGAUGAUGGGGGAGACAUCGGGACCCCUCAGGGUGCUAGGACUGUCGACAGUGAGCCUCUGCUAGGGGCCACAGCCUCCGCCAGCACCUGGCUCCUGCCAGUUGUAGGGGAGCAGGUGGAGGACCAUGGGCAGAAGGAGGAGGAGGAGGAAUGCCCCAUCUGCACAGAGCCCUAUGGGCCCAGUGAGCACCGCCUGACCCUGCUGAACUGUGGCCAUGGCCUUUGCACGGGCUGCCUGCACCAGCUACUAGGCACAGCCCCUGGCUCAGACCUGGGCCGUGUGCGCUGCCCUCUGUGCCGCCAGAAAACACCCAUGCUGGAGUGGGAGAUCUGCCGGCUGCAGGAAGAGCUACUUCAGGCCGACGGGCCCCAGCGCCCACCACCCCCUGCACCCCCCACUCCUCCUGGCCGCAGGCCAGGUCCCUGGGGCUCCCUCGAGCACCGCUACCAGCCACGCUUCCUGGCAGGGCCUGUGGGGAGCCGGGGUUGCCUGCCCUUCCUGCCCUGCCCACCCAGGCUGGGCAUCCAGCUGUGGGCACUGCGAGAUCGUGGUCCCUGUGCCCGCCGCCUGGUGCUGCUGACCCUCCUGGUGCUUGAGCUACUGGGGCUGCUGCUCAUCUUCACACCGCUCAUGCUGCUGGGACUGCUCUUCAUGCUUCUGGACCGUGCCAGCCGCUGAGCUAGGCUGGAUGGCAAGCUCAGGCUGGAGAGCCCAAGCUCAGACCCAGCCCUGGCAUUCCCCACAUCCCACACAAGGCGAUGGCCUGGGCAGACUGCCCAUUCCACCUGCAGCCCAGAUGCAAGCUGGGCCCAAGGACACCAUGCAAGGACAGCUGCUGGAGGAGACCAGGGCAGCAGGGAGAACUGUGAGCCAGGCCCUGUGCUGGCCAUGGCCCACUGAGCCAUGCUGCCCUCUUCUGAGACCCAGCUGAGGAGGGCAGCACAAAUGGCUGACACUCAGAAGGAGUGUGGCCUCUAGAUCAGGGUCAGUGUGUCCUCAAAGGUCAGGGGAGGGGCCUCCACAGCACAUGACUGAUCGAGACUCCGUACCCAGCCCGGUCAGGACCAGGGGUGACCCAAGGAAGCCAAGGGCUUAGCUGUGCUGGUUCCCAACACAAAUCCUGAGGCCUUCACCUGCAGGAUGCCACAGUCGUGGGCGAGUGGCAUGUGACUGAAGUGGGGUGUGGAGUACUGCCUGGUACAGGAAGUGGCUCUCAAUAAACAUCAGUUCCUGACACCA